Messenger RNA from Orussus abietinus, 3963 nucleotides. RefSeq names its product DNA repair protein complementing XP-G cells homolog (gene mus201). Gene Ontology annotation, molecular function: DNA endonuclease activity; single-stranded DNA binding. Gene Ontology annotation, cellular component: nucleus. The transcript is spliced from 10 exons. Bases 277 to 3747 code for a protein of 1156 amino acids. Gene Ontology annotation, biological process: nucleotide-excision repair. NCBI's taxonomy places the organism in Eukaryota, Metazoa, Arthropoda, Insecta, Hymenoptera, Orussidae. The record is from RefSeq and is a predicted model, not a curated record.
CCAUUGUCACUCAAGUUGCUCACUGUGUGUGGUUGUUUUUUGCAGGGUAAAGGUUACGAAGGUUUAAAACUUUCACCGUAUUUAUAUACUGCCUGUACGUUGUAUGAACACGUCAAAUUUCAUGCUUGUCAAAAUAUGACACAUGUCAAUGAAGUAAUUACAUACGCUUUAAUAAAAUCUGCAGUAUAACAAUUGUAAAAAACUUAAAGGUUAUGUAGCGACAGGAGUACAAUGUUGUUGAUUAUUCAGUUCUGAGUAGGUUUCACAUUGUGAGAUAUGGGAGUACAUGGCUUAUGGCGUUUGUUAGAUUCCACCGGGAAACCAGUCCCUUUGGAAACUCUUGAAGGAAAAGUUCUAGCAAUCGAUGUCUCGAUAUGGAUACACCAGGUAAUACAAGGAUAUCAAGAUCGCCGUGGCAACCCUGUGCCAAAUGCACAUCUUCUAGGAUUAUUUCAUAGAAUUUGUAAACUUUUGUAUUACAAAAUUAAGCCAAUUUUUGUGUUUGAUGGAGGUGUACCUAUGCUUAAGAAGAACACAAUUGCUGCACGCAGGAAGCAAAAAUCAGUUGCUAUGAGCAAAGCACAAAGAAUGAAAAAUGAUUUGAUAAACAAUUUGAUAAAGCAUUCUGCUGUGAGUUGUGUGCUGAGUGCAGAUGAUAAUAAUAAAAAUGUAAAUUCAAAUCAAGACUUAUUGAACUUAAAAAGUGGGAGUUCCGCCGUAGACGAUAUGUUUAAAUUGCCUGUGAUUCCUAGCACUAGCAAAGAAAUAUUAGAAGUUGAUAAUACAUAUGAGUCAGAUUCAUCCCCUGAAACUAGUCCUCGAAAACAAACCAGAUGGACCGGUAACAUUCAUUCAGUCGAUGUCAGUAGCACAGAUUUUAAAGCUUUACCAGCAGAUGUUCGCUAUGACAUUCUAACUGAUCUGAAAGAAACAAGAAAACAAAAUUCUUGGGGCCGUCUUCAUGAAAUGCCAGAUGAAACCUAUGAGUUUUCCAGUUUUCAAAUGAAACGUUUAUUGAAACGUAGGUUAGUACAAGAAUCGUUAGAAGAAGCGGAAAAGGAAAUGGGUGGAAGAACUCUGACUCUAGAGGAACUGGAGACACUCUUAAAAGAACAAGGCGUUAGCAUGACUGGUCGUGAUGCUGCGUAUCGGAUUGCAUCAGAUAGUACAACGAGAGUGCUUUACAUUGACAAUACAAAACCAGAGAAAACAAAUUCCAGUAAUAAAACAACUACAAUUGUCAAAGAUAGAGAAACAUCAACAACCAGUGAAGAUGUAACAUUAAUUGACGAUUUGAAUGAAUACGAAUUCGAAAGUGACUGGGAUUCUGAUGUUGAAUUAAUUGAUCUUGAACCAGUAUCUAAAAAGUAUUUUGGAAAAACUGCUGUGAAUCCGGCAGUAACGUAUAUGCUCGAAUAUGCUGGGCUUACUCAGGACCAAAUUUUUACUUUAUUGGAACGAAAUAAUAAAAAUACUGAAAAAACAAGUGUCAAAAAUUUGGAAGCAUCCACAAGUAAUUUUCAAUUAAAUGAAACUGAUGUAAAAAUUGAAGAAGAUGAGGUCGAAUUAACUACAGAAUCUUAUAAAAAUAGUGAAUCUUCGCAGAAAAGUGAAACGGCGUUAAAAAGUUCAUCUACAGAUAUAAUUUUAAACAUUUCUGAUGUAAAUAACGAUUUUCAAAAAUCUAAUUCUUCAACGUCACCUUCAGAAUUAAAUGAGUUUGUUAAAGGUAGGACUGAACUUGAUACGCCUCAAACUCAAACACCAAAAUCUACAAUAGUGCAGUUUGCUCAACCAGUUGAAACCCACAAAACGUCAGAAUAUUUUGAUUUAGUAAAUUCAAGUUCAGACUCGGAUGACUUAGUGGAAGUAGAGAAACUUGAAAGGAAUCAGAAUAAGAUUAUCAAACCUGUAUCGCAUAAGGGUCAUUCUACAACCAUAACUGCUUCUCAAGAAACUGGUAAUCAUGAUAAAUUACUUAAUACAACUACAAGUGACACUGAUACCGAUGAUUUUAUAGAAAUACAAGACCUGCCAAUACCCGAUUCAAUUUUUGCACAGAAACAACCGGAAAAGAAUAGCUUGCAAAUAACAGUAAAUUGUGAUCAAAAGCCUGAAAAUGACCUUUUUGAUGAUAUAUUUUCUGAUAAUGUAAACCCUUUAUCAGAACCUUUUGAGCAAAAUAAGACAGAACAAAUCAAACAAAAGGACACAGUUAAUGUGACUUGUAUACCCAGUUCCGAUGAAAGUAUUAAGUUAUUAGAAAAUGCUUCUCAGGAACAGGUAGUGAAACCUCCAGAUGUAUCUAAAGAAGAUCAAUUGAAACAGGCAACUAAAAAAAGUGAGGAUAAGUCAAUGGAACCUGUGUCAUCGCAGAAUAUGGAAACCGAAGUAAAUGAAAGAACGAAUGCACAAACUGUUAUUCCUCAAACAGAUUCCUUCAAAGACGAUUCUUCCUUGCAAAUUACACGUACAAUUUUACCUCAAAACACGGAAGAAUUGUUGAAGAUGAAGACACAAUUAGAAAAUGAGCAUGCAGAACUAGCCGGAGAUCUUGGACGCUUAGAACGACAGGCAACAGAUAUUACAGAUCAAAUGCGAAUAGAUGCGCAGGAACUUUUACGCUUGUUUGGAAUACCUUAUAUAGUCGCUCCUAUGGAAGCUGAAGCACAAUGCGCUUAUCUAGAAACUAUUAAGCUCACCGAUGGCACUAUCACAGAUGACUCAGAUAUUUGGUUGUUUGGAGGUCAAUGCGUCUAUAAGAAUUUCUUUAACAAUAAUAAACGAGUUUUACGAUUUUGCUCUUCGGAUAUUCAACAUCACUUCAGUCUCACCCGACGUCAAAUGAUUCAACUAGCUUUAUUAGUAGGAAGUGAUUAUACCAUGGGCUUAUCUGGAAUUGGUCCUGUCACUGCUCUUGAAGUACUAGCAGCAUUUCCAUCCGAUGGAGAAAAUGUACUACGGGGUUUAUUUAAUUUUUGUUCAUGGAUAAAAACUGGGAAAACGGUUGGUCCAGGGAAGACAGGUCUUCGUAACAAACUGCGGAAUGUUAAAAUAGACAAAGGAUUUCCAAGUGAAGCAGUUGUGCAAGCAUAUUUAAAUCCUACUGUCGAUGAAUCGAAAGAAGGCUUUUCUUGGAGUAAGCCUAGUUUAGUUUUGUUAGCAGAUUACACAAGGCAGAAAUUUGGAUGGACCAGAUUAAAGUUUGAGGACAUAGUAGGCCCAGUUAUGAAACGCCUAGAAGAAUCCAAAAGUCAAAAGAACUUGGAAGCCUACUUCAAAAUCCAAACGAUACCAAAAUCGAUAGGACCCAAUUUGAGCAAAAGGGUUCAAAAAGUAGUACAGCAAUUAGCGUUUGAUAAUGAAGAAAAAGUAGUACAGCAAUUAGCGUCUGAUAACGAAGAAAAAGAAGAGGCACAAGAUCAAGAUGAGAAAAGCAAAAAGACUAAGAGUAAAUCCAAAGGACGAACAGUGAAAUGGGCUAUUAAUCAAGCUAAAGAAGAAUGUAUUUCAGAAAAAUUAAAUACGAACUCGGAUGCCACGACAUCUAAUGUUGACAAUGUUAGCUGCCAAGAAUACAUUCCACAAAGAGAGAAAGAUAAAGCAAAUGCUUUGAAAAAUAAACUUCGAGCAAUCGAAGUAUUUCGAAAAUCAAGGAAAGGAUUAGCAAAGGCAAAAAGAGUGAAACGAUCUGCUCGUAAAAUAGUGGAAGAGGCUGCCCUUUCAGAAAGUAGCAGUAGCUCAUAAAUGAUAAAAAACGUGGAUUUGUUUUGCAUUUUGAACCAAUUUUUGCACCCUUAACCUUAUAUCUGCUAUCAGUACUUAUUUAUUAUUUCCUCUGUACACUUGUAAUAUAAAUGUAUUCUACAUAAUGCCGUGAGUAUAGUUUUGUAUAGAUUCUUGCGAUUAAGAUUUAUUAAAUGUUGUAUACAUUAUCAAUAAAAUCGUAUUUGCAAUUUUUAA